This is a messenger RNA of Moneuplotes crassus, 1073 nucleotides long. Lineage: Eukaryota; Ciliophora; Spirotrichea; Euplotida; Euplotidae. The record is from the annotation of a GenBank genome assembly.
UAAUGAUUGCUGAUUUCAAAAAUAAAGAAACCUAUAUUUGCAUAUCACUUGACCAGUCGUCCUCUCAUAGCACUGAAUCUAUGGCUAAUGAUAAUAGCUUCGCUAUAAUGCUCAUGGCUUCUCAAGAUGACUCUCCAAAGAUGCUACCUAGUUUGAAAGAUGCUUUGAAAACAAAUUAUUUGCCAAUAGAAUUUGAUAAGGAACUAAGACCGACACUUCCUUUGCCUACCAAGUCAUGAAACAUAGCUGCGGCUCGAGAGGAAAGCAUUGUGGAUACAGACUUUCAGACCCUCCCUCCACUGUCAAUUCCUCCUUUCUUCCAAGGAAAUGCAUUGAGCUUUGAAAACCUGAGCAUGGUUGAGCUAGAGCAUCAUUUAAAGAAGGAGAACAUUCCUGAUACCCAAGGAGAAAGAGCUUUGACCCUACACAGAGAGAUGUUUGAACAUAACAUGAUGAAAUACACAAGUAUUUACAAAAUUAUCUACGAAUAUGUCCUUCCCAAAUGGACACAAUACUUGUUCCUCAAGAACAGGAGGAAGGAUACAUGCACUGUGAAGAGGAGAGCUGAUACCUACAAAAAGAAGAUCGUCCGAGAUCUCAGAGAGUUCUACAGGAUCCUCUUCAGGAGAAGAUUCCAUUUGUCUGAGUACAAAACUUUAGAAGGAAUCAAAUCUUGCAUGAAAACACUCUUCACAGAGCUUGGAUUCAAUCUGAAUGAUGAAGAUGUAUGAGAUUAUCACUUAUUCAGAUAUCUUCACCAGACUCAUAAGAGUACUUCUCAGAAGAACUUGGAAGGGUUCACCCUCAGAGGUGACUCUCCUUUCAGGUCAGUUGAAAAAUACAAUGAUACAAGGUACAAUGAUUUCUUGACCCAUACUUUGGGAAGCCAAAUCUUUUACUUUGUCUUUAAAAAUUUUCGACGGGAGUACUUGCCAAGUGUGAAGUCUGAGGUGAGGCCAACCAUUGUUAAAAUGAUCAACAAAAUACUAUCUUAUUAUGAUGGUAAGAGAGAGAUAAGUGGCCUGAAGCACGCUAAAACUUCGUUCUAAUUCUUUUAAUAGUUUUCAACCUAA